GGCCGCCCCCAUGUUGCGUUUUCCGACCUGUUUUCCGUCCUUCCGGGUGGUGGGAGAGAAGCAGCUGCCGCAGGAGAUCAUUUUCCUGGUCUGGUCACCCAAGCGGGAUCUCAUCGCUUUGGCCAACACGGCCGGCGAGGUUUUACUUCACCGACUUGCAAGUUUUCAUCGAGUUUGGAGUUUUCCACCAAAUGAAAAUACAGGAAAGGAAGUGACCUGUCUGGCUUGGAGACCAGAUGGCAAACUUUUGGCCUUUGCUCUUGCGGACACCAAGAAAAUCGUUUUGUGCGAUGUAGAGAAACCUGAAAGCUUGCACUCCUUCUCUGUGGAGGCCCCAGUGUCUUGUAUGCAUUGGAUGGAAGUGACUGCAGAAAGCAGUGUUCUAACAUCCUUUUAUAAUGCUGAGGAUGAAUCAAAUCUUCUCUUACCUAAACUACCUACCCUGCCGAAAAAUUACAGCAACACCUCAAAAAUUUUUAGUGAAGAAAAUUCUGAUGAAAUUAUUAAGCUUUUGGGAGACGUCAGGCUUAAUAUUCUUGUCCUCGGAGGAAGCUCUGGAUUUAUCGAGCUUUAUGCGUAUGGAAUGUUCAAAAUUGCUCGAGUCACGGGGAUCGUUGGUACUUGUCUUGCAUUGUGUUUAUCCAGUGAUUUGAAAUCAUUGUCAGUGGUCACAGAGGUUUCUGCUGGCAGUGCUUCGGAGGUCUCAUACUUCCAGCUUGAAACCAAUCUAUUGUACUCUUUCUUACCUGAAGUAACUCGGAUGGCUAGAAAGUUUACUCACAUUUCAGCCCUUUUACAGUAUAUAAAUUUGUCACUAACGUGUAUGUGUGAAGCCUGGGAAGAAAUACUGAUGCAGAUGGAUUCUCGUCUCACCAAGUUCGUACAGGAGAAGAGCACAACCACUUCUGUGCAAGAUGAAUUCAUGCACUUGCUGUUAUGGGGGAAAGCAAGUGGCUCCGAGUCUUUAUUGUACCAUUUGAGUGAACUGAAAGGAAUGGCUUCGUGGAAGCAAAAAUAUGAACCUCUUGGACUAGAUGCUGCAGGAAUUGAAGAUGCUAUUACCGCUGUGGGUUCUUUCAUACUCAAGGCAAAUGAACUUCUUCAAGUUAUAGAUAGUAGUAUGAAAAACUUCAAAGCGUUUUUUCGCUGGCUUUAUGUGGCAAUGUUGAGAAUGACGGAGGACCAUGUGCUUCCGGAGCUGAAUAAGAUGACUCAAAAAGAUAUCACAUUUGUUGCCGAAUUUCUUACUGAACACUUCAAUGAGGCUCCAGACCUUUAUAACCGAAAAGGAAAAUACUUUAAUGUUGAAAAAGUUGGUCAG
Molecule: messenger RNA, 1321 nt
Organism: Leptonychotes weddellii (Weddell seal)
Lineage: Eukaryota; Metazoa; Chordata; Mammalia; Carnivora; Phocidae
Source: RefSeq, a predicted model, not a curated record